GUGAUGAAGUUUCUCUUUGUCUUCGUCCUCUCGCUUGCUGUACUCCUUCGUAUCGCUGCAGAAGAGGACUCCCAGAUACGGCCACAAGACGGCCAUGUGGGUCUGGCCACCCUGCUGGUACUUCUCGUCCUGCCCCUCGUAGUCCUUGCAGCCGACAGGCUCUAUCUUAUCUUUUGCUCGCUCGUCGGUGCUGCGAUUGGUGCAUCCGCGAGCUACACCUGCACAGGACUGGUCGUUCUUCCGUGCCUGGCCGUGGGCCUUCUCGUGUCUUUGACCGCAGGACUGGCCGCCCUCGCCUUUCUGCGUUGGAGAUGCUUCGGCUGGCGUCUUCUCUCUCCCCCACUUGGCUCGCUUCUGGUCACAGCCAGCCUUCGCUAUGCCUUUGACCGCGUGUCCGGGCGGCAAGGCCAAGCAUAUUGGUUGAACUUUGCUGAUGAGCCAUGGUCUGACAUGAGAGCGUUCUCUUCGGACUUCGGGGCCGUGUCUUUCUUGUGCGCCUGGGGCGUCCUCGCAUUGCUGGGAUGGUAUGUUCAGUUUGCCAAUCUUCUGGGUUUGGAAGACCCGCUGGUGGUUCCAGAUCACAUGCUGGCUUUCUUUGACAAGAUCCAGGCAUGGUUUCCCUUCGUCUUUGACGGCUCUGGGGACCCUGAGGAAGGGAUGCUCGGGAGCCCGAGCGUGCUUGUGCCAUUUCUCGAGCAUGUCCCGAAGCAGUAUGACUCGAAGCCCGAGGUCAUCAUGACCCUUUCUGUGUUCAGCGUGCUGCUGUUGUUUGGCCUUUUAUGCAGUCGACCGCUGCUGCUUUUGGGCCAUGUGGUCCUCAUGUCUUGCGCUGUAACACUCGUGACAGCUGGUUUUCUCAGCGGCGAUGAAGUGAACAGUUCGCAACAUUUGCAGUUCGGUGGAGUCGAAAAGCCGAAGAGCUUGGUGUCAAGGCUGCACCGCUGCAGCUUCGAAGUCGCGGGAGGUCUGGCAGCGCUUGCAGCACUUGGUGGCUAUGGGUGCGUGUGUGCCGGGAGCCGACCGGAUGACGCAUCGCACCCCGAGCUAUCAGCUCUGGAUGCUGACAGGCCUAUCCGGAUGCUGCAUCAGUGGCUGGGCUACGCUAUUCUGGGCAUCAUUAUCGUCAUGGCCUCGACAGGUGCAGCCACCCGCGCGGGGGCUUGUCAGCAAGGCAAUGGCCCACGGGUCGUGACAACUUUCCAGCGAGUUCUGGGGAAGAUGACCUAUGCCAUCGCAGCAGCAACCCAGAUCCUGGGGUACUUCAUUGCUGGGUUGCUUCCUCUCUGGGCAUCCUGGCUGUUGACGAUUUGUCUGGUGGUGGUGGCAGUUUCGACCCUGGCUUCUAAAGUGCUGCAGCUGGAGGCGGCGCACCAGGUCCCUGAGAUGUGCUAUGCGCCGCCCAGCGCAUUCUUGCUUGAAAAGGUUCCGGCUGUCGAUGCGCAGAUCAGCUUCGCCAGCACCAAGCUUGAGAGCGGCCAAAGCGAGUCGCCGCAAGCGCCGCAGCCGGCACAAAGCAAGCGCCCACAGCCGCAACAUCCCAAAAAAGAAGAGACGGCAGUCUUCAGGCGUGAGAAGAGCACGCGCCGCUUGGCCGGAGCGCUGAUGGGGAACCUGAGGGAGCAUCGACGGCAGGCUCUGCUCACCAUGUACUUCGGCCGCUGGCAGCGCAGCCUGCUUGCCAAUCGCCCUCUGGCAGAAGUGCGAGAGGCUGCCUUUUUUGGCAACCUGGCGAAGUUUUGUGCCCGUUCUGAGCUUCUGGACAUUCCCCUGAAAGCCUAUGCCAAACUCCACGGCAGCUACGAUUCGAUAGAGGGCGGCUUCGUCAACGAUGCUUUGGUGGAUAUGACAGGAGGCAUUGGGGAGAAGAUGCACCUUCAUGACAAGGCUGCACGGAAAGAAAUCAACGACGGCACGAUGUGGGCGAAACUUCUUAGCCUCGCAAAAGACGGCCACCUGCUAGGCUGCGGGUCGGGAUCCGGGAAGGACACGGACAUCAGCCGGGUACUGAGAUGCGCAUGCGCGAAGGGCCAUGCCUAUUCCAUUCUGCGGGUGGAGGAGGUGGAGGGAAACAGAUUGCUGCAGCUGCGCAAUCCAUGGGGAUCUACUGAAUGGAAAGGAAAGUGGAGUGAUGGCGACAAAGAUAGUUGGACGCAGAAGAUGAAGAAAAAGCUUGGCUAUGUGAAUGCCAAUGACGGCUCCUUCUGGAUGGCCUUUGAAGACUUCGUGAACCACUACCGCUGCGUGUACAUUUGUCGACUUUUCGAUGAUAGCUGGAACCGCGUUUUCGUCAACUCUGAGUGGAGGGGCGAAACCGCAGGCGGUUGUCGAAAUUUUCCGACCUACGAGAAGAAUCCCAAGAUUCAGCUGAUUGUCAAGGGACGUGUGAACCUCAUCCUCACCUUGGAGCAAGCAGACUCCCGUGGUGGAUUUGACGGCGACGAAGAGAUCCCCAUCGGUUUCAGGGUCUACCGGGAUCGCAGCCUUUCCGGAAACGGAGUCUGCGGCACGUCGACCUAUGCCUACGAUAGGGAGCUUUGCGUGGAUGUCGAGCUGACGGAGAACACAGCUGGCCCCUACAUCAUUCUUCCCACCGCCUUCAAGCCGAAUAUGGAGAGAGGCUUUAUCUUGAAGGCGUUCUGGAAAGGUGCCCCGGAUGUGGUGCAGAUGCAGAAAGAUUAG
Messenger RNA from Symbiodinium necroappetens, 2679 nucleotides. Lineage: Eukaryota; Dinophyceae; Suessiales; Symbiodiniaceae. The record is from the annotation of a GenBank genome assembly.